AGCGUCCGAAGAACCCGAGGCUAAACCCGAGGGCCGCUGAGCGCCGAGGUAGAGCCGUCUCUGCCCCUCGGCCUUUCCCUCCGUCUCCCUUCUCCAGCUUUGGCUACCUGACCCCCGGCGUCUGUGUCUCUUACCAUUUCCGAGAGUUUCGAGCCCCAGCGCCUGCCACCCCCGCCCCCCAUCCCCCUGCCCAGCGCCCUCUAAGCUGCAUCCUCAGCGCCCCCUCCCCUCCAGCGUGACCCCUCCCCUCCAGCGCCCCCUCCCCUCCAGCGUCCCCCUCCCCUCUAACGCCCCCUCCCCUUCAGCGACGCCCUCCCCUCCAGCGUCCCCCUCCCUCCAGCGUCCCCUUCUCAGCGCCCCCCCCGCCUCCAGCGCCCCCACUCCUCCAAUGACCCCCUCCCCUCCCCUCCAGCGUGACCCCCUCCCCCGCCUGUUGCUAAUUCUGGGAUCUGUUUGCUCUGUAUCUACAACCUAUUUCUGAUUAAGUUAGCAAUUAGCUCAAGGGCAAGUCGGGCAUUGGCAGUGUUUGAAACAGAUUAUACCUCGGGCGGAUAUUUGGAAGAAGACAGAGUAUCCUACAGAGGAGAAAAGAAAGACCCCUUUGAGGAAAGGUCCAAAGUAGCUGAAGAAACCUUGCAGGGGCCUGGACCCUUUGUUUUUUAUUAGGCCAGUGCCUCUGCCAUCAAUUCAGUCGUCUGAAUAUCUGCCCCUUGCUCUCUCGUGUCCUGCACUGUUCUCUGUUCUUGUGGCUAACGUGGGCUCCAUUAUGUCUGGUAGGCUGUCUCUAAAACGAGGUAUUUAAGAGGCUCACACUGAUUUUGUGUGAAGGGAAUUGAAGUGGGCCCUCUUGAGGUGGUGGCAUUUAGACUCUCCCUUGGCCCUGGCUUUUCUCCAUCCUCCUCUGAGACCUUGGCUGGGGCACUUGUGAGAAGAAACUCAUUUUUCUUUGUUUCAAUUCUGGUAGUCCCAAAGCUUUUCUUUGCAUAAAACAGUAGGAUCUGUUCCUAGUCAGCAUAAACUAUAUACUUUGAUUCAGUUGCAGACCACAAGUGGUAUGCACUUGAUGCAUUCCUUCUAAGAGUUCUGGUUUUCAAGUCAGGAAACCUUAGUUAUUUCCAUCAUUCUGCUGGCAGGAUGAUGGUUUAGAAUACAUGUCCCUAGCAAGGUAACCCCUAAAAAAAUGACAUCCAGAUUUGACUGUGGGGCAGCUAGUGUAGUUUUUUUUCAAACGCAGCGUAGGUGUGAAACGGGGCCCCUUUGUUGUUGCUGUCCAUGUUGAGUCCUCUGCUUGGAGUUUUCCUGUGUCCUUCUCUUCUGUUGGCCUGUGCUAAUCAGUUCUGAAUGGAAACUGUAACAAGCAUUACAGCAAGUAGUAAAUAGUGUCGUGUAGUGAAGGAAGAACAGCCUCCUAAAAAUAAGGAUUGGAUUCUACUGCACCGAAUUCUUGUGCAGUGAUACUAUUUGGUUUGGAGAGAGUAUUUUCAUGCUUGUUUUUGUUUUUGGUUUUUUUGUUUUUGGUUUUUGUUUUGUUCUUUUGGACAUGGUGACUGAUCACAUCUCUCUCAGCAGAAAAUAGUGAUGCUUCUGUGCAAGGCAACAUUAGAUUGUCAGACAAAGCUAAAAUUAAAUAUUACACUUGAUCAUUAUUCACCUACUCUCCACCCAAAGCAAUUGAUAGGGCCACCUUGGUGGUCUUUGUGGUAUAGAGGAUGAUCUACAAUAACCACACUUUGUUUUAAAUGAGUGAAUUUAUUAAGUAUCUAUAUAGCAAGCAAAAGUGAGAGAACUUGAGUAAUGACAGAAGUAGUGCAUAGAAAGCUUCAGGUUGAGUACUCACCCGUAGUAGGGAUGACUGGGCAGCCCAAUUGAAAGUCCAGACAAAAGAUAACAGCAGAAGUCAUCGGUGAAAAUCCCAUUUGGAACUCCUGAUAGAGAAUCCAGGUUCUUAAAUAAUCCAUGCUGGCUUGGAGCUCACUGAAGAUGACUUUGAACUCCUGAGCAGGAGCUGUUUUGAUUCAGAAAGUCUAAUCUUCCUGUGGUUUGGUAGUCUUUUCUUCAGCAGUUUAUAUCAGCAUCACCAUCUUUUACGAAAUAAAACCAUUAGUUUGGAAAAGUCACCUGAGUCCUGCUUGGUUGUAAUCUGGAACAUGGGCGGUGCUGUGAGUGCUGGUGAGGACAACGAUGAGCUCAUUGAUAAUUUGAAGGAAGCCCAGUACAUCCGGACGGACUUAGUAGAGCAGGCUUUCCGAGCUAUUGAUCGAGCAGAUUAUUAUCUUGAAGAAUUUAAAGAAAAUGCGUACAAAGACUUGGCGUGGAAACAUGGAAACAUUCAUCUCUCAGCCCCAUGCAUCUACUCGGAGGUGAUGGAGGCUCUGGAUCUGCAGCCUGGGCUCUCAUUUCUGAAUUUGGGCAGUGGUACUGGCUACCUCAGCUCCAUGGUGGGGCUCAUUCUAGGUCCUUUUGGUGUGAACCAUGGGGUGGAGCUUCAUUCAGAUGUGACUGAGUAUGCGAAGCAGAAACUGGACGUCUUCAUCAGGACCAGCGACAGUUUUGACAAAUUUGACUUCUGUGAACCUUCCUUUGUAACUGGCAAUUGCCUGGAGAUUGCUCCAGAUUGUUGUCAGUAUGACCGUGUCUAUUGUGGGGCUGGUGUGCAGAAAGAACAUGAAGAGUACAUGAAAAAUCUUCUCAAAGUCGGAGGGAUCCUGGUCAUGCCCUUGGAAGAGAAGUUGACCAAGAUAACACGUACAGGCCCUUCUGCUUGGGAAACAAAAAAGAUUCUGGCUGUUUCCUUUGCCCCUCUGGUCCAGCCUUGCCGUUCGGAGUCAGGACAGUCCAGACUUGUCCAGCUACCACCACCAGCCGUGCGCAGCCUGCAGGACCUGGCCCGGCUUGCUAUCCGAGGCAGCAUCAAGAGGGCUAUGCGCCAGGAAGCCACCAGAGGAGGUGGUCUGAAGAGCACACCUAUGUUUAAAAGAAGGCGAGUCCGUCGCCGCAGGAUGGAGACCAUUGUCUUUUUGGACAAAGAGGUUUUUGCCAGUCGAAUUUCCAACCCCUCUGAUGACACCAGCUGUGAGGAUGCAGAGGAGGAUCGGAGGGAAGUGGCAGAGAGGACCUUGCGGGAGGCCAAGCCUGAGCCACCAGUGAACUUCCUUCGUCAGAGGGUAUUGCGCCUCCCGUUACCUGACCCCCUGAAGUACUACCUGCUGUAUUACAGGGAAAAGUGAGCUGUGGGAGAGUAGGACCAGGAUACCCAGAGGAAGCUGCUGGCCAGGUACAUGUCUCUUCCCUUUCUUGGUUCCUGUCUAUCCUCUAAAACUUUUCAUGUAUUGGUGUGAUUUAUUUAAGCACAAUUUAACCAGAAACUGCAUAGAAUUAUUUUCCUUGGGGGCAGGGUAGGGUGUGCAUCUUUUGAGCUCUACUGUAACUGGAGCUCUUUUUGGGAACUGCAUGAUGUCUGCUCCUUAUGUAGGCAAACUUUCACACUGGGACUUGAAUUAAAUUGGAUUUGGAUCCUGUGUGAAGCAAGGGGCAAGCCUGUCAAGGUGGCAUACCCCCACUCAGCUUGAAUUUUAUGUGCCGGUUCUGUUGCUGGCAUUGAGUUCUUCUGAGUUUUGCCUUUUUCUAGGUUGGGAAAUGUUGAAAAUCCCCCCUUAUUUUAAUAAAACUAAUCAAAUAUUAUGUGAAAUAUCAACCAUAAUGAGAUACAGAAGGGAGGGAUAAUGUAUAGAACUGCCAGAUGUCUUUCUGGAAUUUCCAAAGACUUCUAAGCAGUUGGUCCUCCCCCCAAUUCCUUCUGAUACUUUAUAGGAACCACCAUCAAGUAAUCUCUUUUUCUGAGAGAAAAAGUUUUUCCUGAACCAUAGCAGUGAUUCAUGAAUCACAACUGCAAAGACCAGAGCAGUUCUAAGGUAUCUACAUGAGAAUUUUCAGAGCAGGUAGAGAGACUGCAGUGCUAUAGAAAGCCCAUGCUUCUUGACUUUGGUUUGCAGUCUUUCUUUGAUCAUAUUAGAGUACCAGGUCAUAGAUUUUUAUCUUUUAUAAUUCUGGAGAAAAAAUUGUUAGUUUUGUAAAUUUUCUUAAGAACAGAUACAUGUAUUUUACUAGUUCCAUUGCAUUAGAGCAGUUUAACUUAGUGAUGUGAAAUCUAUUAUCUCCAGGCCAUGGGUGUUGAGAACUAUCAAGUUUUUAAAAAAAAAAAAAAAAGCAACCUUUCUGGCUUUCAGAGGGCAGGACUUGAAGUUACAUUGCUGAUUCCAAAAGCUGGCUCUUAAAAAAAAUUUUUUUUUCUAGCCCAAAGGAAAAAAAAUAGUGUAAAUUGUUAAUAAUAAGCCCAAAUUAGAGUAUUAAUUUAGGAUUCAGUACUGAGAUUUUAUGAUUUAUUUUUAGCUUAGCCACAUGUGACUUGCAGAGAGAAAUUUGAUAGUUAUGUGAUUUCUCCAGCUUAAAUGGGUAUUUUGGUUUAUUUUUUUUUUCAAGUUAGUUGAAUCAUUUUUACCACACAGUAUAGUCUGCAUGUAUAGCUGGGAAAACAUAUAAUGCCCUACAUUAUAAAUAAAAUGUACACUUACAUUACUUUAAAUAUAAGCUAUUUAAAGAAAGUUCAAAGUUGUUUUUACUUGCCUUUUAACUCCAAUUUGGGCUUCUUUUCUUUCAGAGAGAAAUGCAUGCUCUAACUUGACUUGCAAAUGUUUGUAGUUUGCAGAUCUUUCCUGAUGUUAACUCUAAUUGUUAGCUAGACUUUUAUGUUACCUGGAAAAUUUUGGACAUAAAAUUAAAUAAAUGAUACCUGUGAAGUUUGUAUAUUAGGAGGAUUGAUUGAAUUUUUUUCCCUGUGACUGAAUAUGGGCUACAUUUUGAAAAGCCACAUUUGCCUUUAUGCUGGAUUUUUAAAAAAUUACAAUACAUAAGACACUUUCUCUUUAUAUGUUAAACUUUUCUUAGUAUUUUGUAUUUAUAUUUUAUCACUUUGUGAUUUUAAACCAUAAUUCAGUUAAAUAUAGUUGUAACAAGUGAGAAGUAGAUUGGCCUUUAUAUUAUACUACCAGGGAAAAUUGAAAUUUUCUCAUAAACACUUUGCUGCCAGAAUUCAGUAUAUACCGACGGUAUAUACAAAAUAUCCUACAUUCUGUUUUCAGACUAAUAAAUCUUAAUAUAGUCAAGUGUUUGUCUUCAGGAUCUGUACUGUAAACAAAAUAUUGACAAUGACUAUGUUUUAAGGAGUGGGUAUUUUUAAACAUGUGACUUCUGUUGUAAUGUAAGAAUCAAAGGUGUACAUAAAAAUAGAUUUGUCAACGUGGAACUUAAAGUUGAAAAUCCAAGAAAUUAGAAACACUGAUUUUUUUUUUUUAAAUGAGGGGAAACAUGGGUAAACACAAAUGAAUCAAUAAAAAAGUGUUAAGACAUUUUAUUCUCAGUAUUGCUUCUGUGUUGAGUAUGGGAUUCUUGGUUACAUUCUUUUUAAGACUCUAUAAUGGGGUCGGAGAGAUGGCCCAUGCAGAAGGUUCAGUUCUUAGCACCCACAUGGUAGCUCACAACCGACUGUAAUUCCAGUUCCAUAGGUUCUGACUUCCUCUUCUGACGUCCUAUGAGCACCAGGCACACAUGUGGUGACUUACGUUCAUGCAGGGAGAACAAACAUGCAUAUCAAAUAAGUAUUUAAAGACAAUUUUACUGGUACACCUCUUUUUCCACAUUAAAUUUUCCUUCACCAGAUACUUGUAUUGUUUAAUUUAUAGUACUUGUAAAAGAGAACUCUGAAGAACAACUUUAUUUGCUAUUUUAGUCAUGUACUCAUAUUUUGAGAAUGUUCAAGGGAAACAAUACAUUGAGCAUUUGCUUUAAUUAGCAUGAAUCUCAUAGAGAUUCAUACUCGUAUAAAUGUUCAUAUAGAGAACCUGUAUGUCAGUAAUAAAUCUGAAUGCUGAGGUUUGAGACUUAACUGAAAACUGAACAUAAGGCAUUGGUGAACUAGUGAUAGAAACAGGGAGGUAAUGAUGUCAUGGAGACAGAACAGAUAAGGAACAGCAAGAAUUGUUAGACUUUCGGGGUCAGUGGCACAGAGUGGUAAAGGCAUUUGGGUUGGGAGCUCCUGGCCAAUCUGGGCUUCAUGUAGGAUCCUGUUUCAGAAAACAAGAAAAGCAAUCACAAGAAGGCUUUUUUUUCCUGAAAGGUUUGGGUUUGCUUUUUGUUUUGGUUUUUUGUUUUGUUUUGUUUUGUUUUUUGGUCACUUAAGAUCGGAUAGGUCAAGGGUCUGUGGUGAAGGUGAGGAUCAAGGAAGGGCUGAGGCCUGGAGGUGGUGAAUGAUGUUAUCCAUUCCAGUGUGUUGUAAGUGCCCCCAUGUUAGAAACAUAGAUGAAUACAUUUGUGUCUCAACAAUGUUAGAGUUUACUAAAUAAGUUCACAAGGUGUAUUAGUCAGGGUUCACUAGAGUCACCCAGUUUAUGGAAUGUCUCAAUAUAUUAAGGGGUUUAUUGUAAUGACUUACAGCCUGUAGUCCAACUAACCCAACAGUGGGAAGCCCAAGAAUCUAGUAGUUGCUCAGUCCCACAGGCUAGGUGUUUAUGCUGGUCUUCCAUAGAGUGAGUUCCAACAGAUGUGCUGCUGCGAAGAAGAGUGAAUCUUCCUUCUUCCAAUGUCCUUACGUGUGGCCUCCAGCAGACGGUGUGUACCACCGCGCCUGGAUCUGAAACUUGUUUUGUCCCACGAUGACCUUGAAUUUAGAGAUCUGCAUCUUCUGGGAUUAAACGUGUGUGUGUGUGUGUGUGUGUGUGUGUGUGUGUGUGUGUGGACUUGUUUUGUCCCACGAUGACCUUGAAUUUAGAGAUCUGCAUCUUCUGGGAUUAAACGUGUGUGUGUGUGUGUGUGUGUGUGUGUGUGUGUGUGUGUGUGUGAGAGAGAGAGAGAGAGAGAGAGAGAGAGAGAGAGAGAGAGAGAGAGUGCGCUACCUAACCUGAACCUAAGCUUUUUGUGGUCAAGAUCCAGGUCAGAAACCGGUCUUCCAGUCUCAGGGUCUGGAUCACAGGUGUGCCCUCACAUUUCUGGAUUGUAGUUCAUUCCAGAUGUAGUCAAGUUGACAACCAAUAAUAGCCAUCACACAGCUGUGUAUAUCCAUUUACUAUGGAGGGUUUUGCAGACAAAAAGAAAAUCUGAGGCUUUACAAAAAGCAGUUCCCUUUGAUAUUCUAAGGAGGCAACAAUGUGAUAGUCUCUGUGGCUGCCUGGGGCACAUCGCCUCUGACUUUCAACUUUAUUUUCUGGAUCAUCCUGUGAGGGAUGUUGUUGAAGUCCUGUUCUGGGCAUGGGUUGUAGUUUGCAUUCUUCACACUUCUGUCAAGAAUCCUUGCAAAGAUAAUGAUGGGUCUCCCACCUGUACUGAGCUGCUUCUCAGUUCCUAGUAAAAUAAUGAUCAGAGCCCCUAAAUUAUCCCCCCAAGAAUCCCUCAAAGAAACAUGCAGAGUUAACCAACAGAGACUUGAGCUGGGGCUCCAUGCUUUAGCCUCUUCACCUGCAAAUAUUUGGGAACAAGGAGACACAAGUGACUAGGAAAAGUGUGCAUGUGUUGCGCAUGGGCCUCCAGAAUCUACAUGGUAGACCUCAGGCUAUUACUGGAAUACCUACCAUCCAGCUGUUUUAGAUCAGCUCUUCAGGACUAAGGUUGGAAGCUGGAGGUUCAUUGUUGCAGGCUUUUUCUUUAUCAUACCAUGAACUCUGGGAUUGUGUUUACUGGAAAAACCUGUUUCUAGUUGUGGUGUGACUCGGCCCUUGGCACACAACCUUUAAUCCCGCUGGCUGGAAUACAGACACGCCCUUAGAAUGCUCCUUUAAUGCCCAACAAUGAAGGUCAGGUUAGAUUGUAGAAGGUAUCACCCAUAUUUGAAAAUGAUGUCUAGGGCUGGAGAUAUGGCUCAGUGGUUCACUGACUGUUCUUCCAGAAGUCCUGAGUUCAAAUCCCAGUAACCACAUCUCAUCUCGUCUGUAAUGAGAUCUGAUGCCCUCUUCUGGUGUGUCUGAGGAUAGCUACAGUGUACUUUAAAUAAAUAAAUCAUUUUUUUUAAAAGUGAUGUUUGAGUGUCCGACAAAGUGGGGAAUUAGAGAGUUUUUUUUUUGUUUUUUUUGUUUUGUUUUGUUUUGUUUUUUUGUACAGAAUAGGGUAUGCCCAACUCUCAUGAGAGAGAAGGAGGCAGUUUUCCUGGGACAGUUUUUACAGAGAACAAACUAGACACAGAUGAAGACAGAAUGUGCCAGAAGAUUAGAACAGAUUGUCAAAGUUAGUAUGAGGCCAAGCAGAGCAAUUGAGGAAAGGCUGAGAGAGAGAAGCCAAAUUCAAUCAGUUUGAGCCGGAACAGCUGAGUUGAACCAGCCAACCAGCGCUCAGAACUAGAAGGGGUGCGCUUAUUCCGCAGUGAGUCUCAGAAGCUGAAAACCUUCUAGGCCUGAAUUAGAUUUUACAGAGGGUAGAAGUUUCCAGGCCUAGAUACUGCAGCUCAGCAGCACCUCAUCACCCAGUCCGGCUCACCACCAUCAGGCUCCCCAGGUGCUGCCAUCUGCCGGCACCAUUAGUUUGCGUUUCAGCUAGGGAGAUGUGCGCACGCGCAGAAGCUACACGGACAGCGAGUGCAGACAGCAUGCAAUUGGCUGGAUGGGGAAGGGUCAUCGGCGGUGACCAAUGGCAUGCGCGAGGCUGCCCGCCGCAGUGCCUACCGGGAACGUGUUGCCGAUCGCCGGUUGCCCGUAACGGAGGAAGGGAGACGGCUUCAGAUUGGGCGCCUGAACCUCGGCAGCGCCACACAGAGCCGCCGUGUGGGAGCUGAGCAAUGCUGCUGUUCUGCCCGGGCUGCGGGAACGGCCUCAUUGUGGAGGAGGGGCAGCGCUGUCACCGCUUCGCCUGCAACACGUGCCCGUACGUCCAUAACAUCACCCGCAAGGU
This is a messenger RNA of Rattus norvegicus (Norway rat), 8928 nucleotides long. The record is from RefSeq and is a predicted model, not a curated record. NCBI's taxonomy places the organism in Eukaryota, Metazoa, Chordata, Mammalia, Rodentia, Muridae.